AUGGAUUCUAGCUUCGAAAUACUCCCGUACCGUGGUGACGAUCAAAUACCGAGAGUUGAUAGUGGCGGGUUGCGAAGACGAGCAUCACAGACAAUAAAUACUAAUCAUGAUGACACUUGUGUUGAUAUAGAUGCCUACAAUAGUGGUAUAGAUGUGUCAAGUAAGAAUGAGUAUCUUGGAAUCAAUACCGCAGACGAUGAUAAUGAAUAUGGUAACGGUGGAAUGCAAAAUUAUGAAGGACCUGUGAAUGAGCAAGCUAUCCAUUGUCAAACCAACGAUAUAUCAGAAAAUGAAAAUAAUCUACAGUUGCUUGGACAGCCAUUGCCACUUCGUUCAACUAUGAUGACCACGUUUGUGGGACUUUUCGUUGCCGUUGGUGGGUUUUUAUAUGGUUAUGAUACAGGUCUGAUAAAUAGUAUAACUGAUAUGAAAUACGUUAAAGAACACAUUGCACCAAAUCACUCAUUCUUUACUACAACACAGAUAUCGAUGCUGGUGUCAUUUUUAUCAUUGGGCACAUUUGUAGGCGCCCUCAUUGCUCCAUGGAUUUCAGAUAUUUAUGGAAGAAAGUCAACAAUUAUAUUCAGUACUAUGAUCAUCUUUUCGAUAGGUAACUCUCUGCAAGUAGCAGCUGGCGGGCUGGCAUUGUUAAUUGUUGGGAGGGUAAUAUCUGGUAUUGGAAUAGGUAUAAUAUCUGCUGUAGUUCCCCUUUAUCAGGCUGAAGCUGCACAGAAGCACAUGAGAGGAGCCAUUAUUACUACCUACCAGUUGGCUAUUACUUUAGGAUUACUCGUUUCAAGCGCAGUGUCACAAGGCACAGAGUCUAUCAAUGCUCCGAGUUCAUACAGAGUUCCCAUAGGAUUACAGUAUGUCUGGUCUGUUGUUUUAGGUGUUGGAAUGGUUUUUUUACCAGAAAGUCCUCGGUAUUAUAUAAUGAAGGAUGAGAUAGAAGAAGCAGCGAGAAGUUUAUCGUUCUUGAGAGGUAUCUCUUUAGAAGAUCCAAGGCUCUUAGAGGAACUAGUCGAAAUUAAAGCUAACUACGAUUAUGAAUCCUCAUUUGGUCCUGUAUCAAUAUGGGAUUGUUUCAGAUCCAGUGAGCAACGUCCAAAGCAGGUGCUGAGAAUGUUUACUGGGAUAUCUAUACAAGCUUUCCAACAAUUUUCUGGUAUUAAUUUCAUCUUUUACUAUGGUGUUUAUUUCUUCAACAAGACAGGUAUUAAAAGUAGUUACCUGGUGUCGUUUGUCACUUAUGCUGUGAAUGUUGCAUUCAACAUACCAGGGAUGUUUUUAAUUGACUAUUUAGGGAGAAGAAAAGUAUUAAUCUUCGGUGGCAUUGCAAUGACUGCUUGCAACUUUAUUAUUGCCAUUGUGGGUGUUUCUGCCAAAUCCAUUGUUUCAAAUAAUGUAAUGAUUGCAUUUAUUUGUGUUUUCAUAGCAGCCUUCUCGAGUACAUGGGGUGGUGUUGUAUGGGUAAUCUCUGCAGAGCUAUUUCCCUUGGGUGUGAGAUCAAAGUGCACUGCUAUAUGUGCGGCAGCCAAUUGGCUAGUUAACUUUGUCUGUGCAUUGAUGACUCCUUAUAUUGUCGAUACAGGAUCAAACUACACAUCUUCGAUGGGUACCAAGAUAUACUUCAUUUGGGGAAGUCUGAAUGCCCUUGGAACUAUAGUUGCAUAUCUGACAGUGUAUGAGACGAGAGGGUUGACGCUUGAAGAAAUCAAUGAGUUGUACGUUAACUCACCCACACCAUUUGCGUCGAACGAAUGGAAUAGAAAGAUUCGCACAGAAUCCACGAUCCCACCUAUGGUACAUGACCAUGAACUAGAUAACCACAUUGUGCCAACAAUGGACAACAUUCUCCAUAGCAGAAAUCCAAACCAGCCAUACUCUUCAGAUGAGAACCAAGAUGUUAUAGUAGGGGAAGACAAGCUGGACUUGGAGCAAGGCUACAAUAAGGAGAUUCACAACCACAGGGAUGAUAACAACGUAUCGCCAAUACCAUUCCUCCAGGAACAAAAUGGGAAAGAAUUCAGCAAUGGUGCUGAUUUCAGCCCAUCGACACACUCAACUUUUGCCUUGACCGAGCACAUACCAGCGAACUACGUGGAAUUGGGGAACGGAUUUGGAUUAAACACAUACAGGGGCGGGCCCCCAUCCAUCUCCGAUUCUAGUGAUGACGAUCAUUGCACACACUGGCAAAGCCCAGAGAAUGGAUCACCUAUAUACCAUGAAAUUCUGUCCUCUAACGACACGAAUAGUGGCACUUACAACAAGAACUCUGAAAAUUUAUAG
Molecule: messenger RNA, 2289 nt
Organism: Nakaseomyces glabratus
Lineage: Eukaryota; Fungi; Ascomycota; Saccharomycetes; Saccharomycetales; Saccharomycetaceae
Gene: RGT2
Product: glucose sensor
Biological process (GO): transmembrane transport; carbohydrate transport
Cellular component (GO): membrane
Molecular function (GO): carbohydrate:proton symporter activity
Source: RefSeq, a predicted model, not a curated record